UUGGCGUUAAAAGCACUUUGCAGGUAAGGGAAUAGUUAAUUCAGACACGACUGAGACCGAAAAAGACCGAAGCUGGAUUCCGACGUAUUCCCCCUCUCCUCCCUUCCUCACGGCGGUGUAGCGCGGUAGCCAUGUUCCCUGGCGCCUGUUCCGGUAUCGAAAUUCAGUGCAUAGCCUGACGGCCGCUGGGCCCAGUCCCGUCCCCCGCUCGUCGCCUGCAGACCCCUACCUUGUCCGGAGGAUCGCGUCACCGGGAGAGGACUCCUCACUUCGAGUGUAUGCGAGCCCUGUCUGAAACGCUAACGGAUCACCAUCUCAGUGACCCACCUUCACGGUUAAUCUGCUUUUCGCAGCCGGGAAACGACGGCUUUGGAGUCUGCCGAGUUAUUCGGCCGUCUCGGAAUAGGCUACCGGCUGGUUGACGGACUGACUCGCUCGCCCGCCGUGUCGGGACCAGCGGAUUACAGCCGUAGGCAGGACCGCCUCACGGUUUUCUUUUUUUACUUUAUUUUCUCCAGACCAAGAGGAAGAAGGUGUGAUUUUCAUACCUUUAGGUUUUUUUACCCCCCAUCUAGCGAAGAUAGCCCAAGUCACGCUCGUUUGGCCUAAAGUUUAAUCCGCGGUCUCGAUUUGAACUGGAAGCAGCUGAGCCGGUCUCCGCUGACAGUCCCCCGGGUUACGCCGGCCGCACUCUGCAGCUGCUUCCUUCCCUCCCCGGAGACAGCAGAAUGUCAGCCAAGUGCCUCCGACUCGGCCAAAAUCCCGGACGUCGAUUUUAAAACCUCUGAAGCAAAUAUACGCAUUUUUCUCGCCGAAUAAGUUCUUUGCUCACUUGGUGUUUUCCAGACUGCGGCCGGCUGGCCAUAUGAUAAUUUUCAGUGGGCUUCAAACUUUGGGUCCGCUGCUCGCAGCCGCCUGCGGACGUGUAUUUACAGAAUAGGCACUUUUAACGAAGCGACUUGUUGGUCUCGGUAAACGUAGCUAGCUCGCCUCCGGAGGGAAUAGCUAAAUAUCUUUUAUUUUUGCCCCCCGAAGAAAUACCGAAGUAUAGCUACGUAGCUAUAAAUGUACGGCCGAUUUUGAACUGCUUCGUGUCCCCAUCUACUUUUUUUUUUUUUUUUUUUGAAAACCCCACAAAAUGUCAACGCGGCCGGCAUUGUUAACAGUUAUUGAAAAUUCUCCAGCACAGCCUCACUCGGAGCCCAAGGUGGGCGGCCGCGCCAAUAUGCCACGCUGCCGCAACUCGUUUGCCACCACGGCGGACGAGCAGCCGCACAUCGGCAACUACCGGCUGCUGAAGACCAUCGGCAAGGGCAACUUUGCCAAAGUGAAACUGGCCAGGCACGUGCUGACGGGGAAAGAGGUGGCUGUGAAAAUCAUUGAUAAAACUCAGCUGAAUUCCUCCAGUCUCCAGAAGCUCUUUCGAGAGGUGAGAAUCAUGAAGAUGUUGAAUCACCCAAAUAUUGUUAAGUUAUUUGAAGUCAUAGAAACUGAGAAGACGCUGUACUUGGUUAUGGAGUAUGCCAGUGGGGGUGAAGUGUUUGAUUAUCUCGUCGCUCACGGGCGGAUGAAAGAGAAAGAGGCCCGGGCCAAGUUCAGACAGAUCGUGUCAGCGGUGCAGUACUGUCACCAAAAGUGCAUAGUGCACAGAGAUCUGAAGGCAGAGAACCUGCUCCUUGACAGCGACAUGAACAUCAAAAUCGCCGACUUUGGCUUCAGCAAUGAGUUCACGCUGGGCAAUAAGCUGGACACCUUCUGCGGCAGCCCCCCCUACGCAGCCCCCGAGCUCUUCCAGGGCAAGAAGUACGACGGGCCCGAGGUGGACGUCUGGAGCCUGGGGGUCAUCCUCUACACGCUGGUCAGCGGCUCGCUGCCUUUCGACGGCCAGAACCUCAAGGAGCUGCGUGAGCGAGUCCUUCGGGGGAAAUACAGGAUCCCCUUCUACAUGUCCACUGACUGCGAGAACCUGCUGAAAAAAUUCCUCAUCUUGAACCCCACCAAGCGGGGCAGCUUGGAGCAGCAGAUCAUGAAGGACCGGUGGAUGAACGUGGGACACGAGGAAGAGGAGCUUAAGCCAUAUAUAGAGCCAAAACCUGACUACAACGACCCCAGGCGGACAGACAUCAUGCUUCAGAUGGGCUACUCUCAAGAAGAGAUCCAGGACUCCCUUAUCAACCAAACAUACAAUGACGUUAUGGCUACGUACCUUUUGUUGGACUACAGGACCUCAGAGAUGGACGAAGGUGCCAACGUGACAAUAAAAGCCCGUCCAGUAAAUGACCUCACGAAAAGUAAUGUGCAGUCCCCUCCCCACAAGGUACAGCGCAGCGUCUCGUCCAACUCCAAGCCCCGAAGAACCACAGACCAGGGCUCCUCAUCCUACUCCAAGCGCUCCCAGGGAGAUGGUAAGCACACGACUGAGGAUUCCACGAGGAAAACUUCCAGCGGCUCCACCAAAGUCCCCCCCAGCCCCCUGGCUCCGGGCGACCACACAAAAAGCCCCUCUAACCCCUCCACUAACAACAUCCUGUCCACUGGUACAAGCCGGAGCAGGAACUCCCCCCUCAGUGAGAGGGCCACUCUGGGACAAGGGGUACAGAACGGCAAGGACAGCCUGAACACCCCCGGGUCCCGCGCCUCCACCGCCUCAGCAGCUGCUGUCCUCACCUCCUCCUCUUCCUCCCGCUCCCGUCACCAAAAGUCCCUGUCCUCCUCUGCCCAUCCCAGCCCCCUCGACUUCCACGCACAGCGCCCCAGCACUGCUCCUCAAAGAUAUCCUGGGGUGUCUCCCUCGGCCCAAAAUGUCAGCAGCGCCGGCGUGACGGACCGCACCAACUUCCCCAGAGGAGUGGCCAGCCGAAGCACUUUCCACGCUGGUCAGCAGAGGGCGACGAAGGACCAGCAGGCCUCGGCCUACAAUGGCCCCCCUGCCUCCCCCUCCCUCUCACACGGGACAAGCCAGCCGCGGCGUCCCGGAGCAGCAGGCAUCUUCAGCAAGUUCACUUCUAAGUUUGUGCGCAGAAAUCUCUCGUUCAGAUUCCCCAGAAGGAGCCCGUAUGAGGGAGAGGGUCAUGAUGAGGGCAGCAGGCCAAUGCUGAGCACCACAGGAGACAAGAGUGAGAAGGUCCCAGGUGGCACUGUGGGCUCCAUGGGAGACGAGAACAAGGACUCACUGUCCUCCUCGCCGGUCCCCAGUGGCACACCACCCUCUAGGGACUCCAAACCCCGGUCACUGAGAUUCACCUGGAGCAUGAAGACCACAUCUUCUAUGGAGCCCGGCGAGAUGAUGAAGGAGAUUCGCAAGGUGCUGGACUCCAACAACUGCGAGUACGAGCUGCGGGAGCGCUUCAUGCUGCUGUGCCUGUCAGGCGACCCGUCGCGGGAUGACUUUGUGCAGUGGGAGAUGGAGGUCUGCAAGCUGCCGCGCCUCUCGCUCAAUGGCGUGCGCUUCAAGCGCAUCUCCGGCACCUCCAUCGCGUUCAAGAACAUCGCCUCCAAGGUUGCCAACGAGCUGAAACUGUAAUCGUUCUCAUGGGCGCAACAUAACCAGAGAUGUGUCAAGUUUGACGACGACAACGUCGCGGAAUCGAGGUUCUAUUUGAGAUGGAGACGACCCAGGAGAAGAAAACUAAGGCCUAGAAAUGGCUUUGGCCUCUAAGGGACACAUGUAGACUGCGCACCAGGAGCAGAUCAUCGGACUUGCAGGGCUGUGAUUGUCAUAGAGGCUACAUGUUGGGGGCUUAGAUUUUUCAAGUGUUAAGUCAUUUGACUCCUCCUCCCUCCCAGUUAACCUCCGUCCUUAGAUCGUGUUUUUUUUUUUUUUUAAUGUAUUUUUUAUCUCCAAAUUCAUGAAAAUGUAUGACCAUUUUUUUUUUGGCCUGCUGUUUGUUUUUUUUUUUUUUUUAAAGUCUCAUACCUCUUUGUAGAGGACAGGGGCAAGGGAAUGGUUGGCGGUACCUGGAACGUCAGAUGUACUGUGAGUCUCUUGGCCUCAAACCAGUUUGUUUCAGUUCAGUGCAAAAUGGUGACCCAUCUCCAAGCAGAAGCAACAGUAAAGCAACAAACUCCCUGGCUUCCUGAGUGUACAGCACAACCGUGUGGUACCCUGAGGGCAGCCCUCCCGUGGGCAAACCUGUCCACACCUGCUGUCUUAACACUAGAGUUCCAUCCACUUCACUCCUUUUCUUCAGCCAGUUACAUUUCUACUGCAGGGGUCAAUUAUGAGAUGAACUGAACAAGGGCCAAUUAUGUAAAAAUGGAUGGAUUGUACUUGUAACUGAGUUGCUGCUUGGUUUCAAGUUCUGCACUGGAAUGAAUCUGUUGUUACUUUUCUGAAGAAAAAAUAAUUACUAUAAGCAAGCUGAAUGAUCUUUUGUUUUGUGUUUGUUCAAUUGUAUCUCGUCGUUGUAUAGAGAAUGUAAACGGAACACGAGACUCCAUCAUGCCUCCCUCCAAGCCACCCGGAAAGAAAGUAUAAAUUCUAUCUAUAAAUAUAUAAAUAUCUACAAAUCUAUAUAUCACUGAAAAGGAAAUUAUUUAGUUUGUGUCAUUUUAAUUUGUGCAUUUGAGAAUGUGACUUGAACCAUUGUUUUCCCUCUCAAAACACCCCCCACCCGCCUGACUGACGAAGAGGAAAAAUGGAGAAAGUCCAAGAGAGAAACUGUCCAACCAUAACUCCGCCCCCCUGCGGCACAGGGGUAAAAAGACUAGGGUUGUGGCAGUUUCAUACCUUAUCACAAAUAUUGUUGCAUUAUUUUAUUACUAUCACUGUCGUUUUGACUGGAGGAUUUACUAUGAUGCAUGGGGGUGAUCCUGCUGUUUCUGUAUUUACAACCAAAUGGCCGUUUGCCUCAAACAUCUUUCUCACAGUAAUUCUGUAUGUAAUUUUUGGGUGGGGGGGUGGGGGGGCGUUCUUUAAAGUUAAUUAUCUUAAUUGACUACUGCUCAUUUUCGUCUUGGUUUAGUGUAUUAUUCCUUUUUUGGUGUUUUUGUUCUUUAUAAAGAUAUUUUUAGCACAGUAAAGGAGCUACACUGGUUUAUUUAAGUUUGGCGGUAUCAGGUAUAGAUCCUGACGUGAGAGUAGCUGUGUUAAACAGGACAGUGGGUCAGGUUGUGUGUGUGUGUGUGGUGGAUGUAACCCCCCCCCCCCUCCAUCCCAGCAGGCCGUGUCCUCCUGUGCCGUCACCAGUACACAAGACAUGAUUGAUAGAUGAGUGGUGACUGAAGUAAUUGAAUUACCAAAGGACUAAACUGUCAGUUCCCCAUUGAUUGUAAUGCCUUGUGCUCUACCUACUGGAUUUGUUAUGAGUUGUGAAAUUUGUCUGCGAGUGACUUCGGAGUCAGUGCUGAGUCACUGCAGAAGCUGGUGUCCAGGUCUGGACUGCGGUGUGGGAAGGAUGGGCGUCUCCUAUCGUAGUUAUGCCUGUGGAUGAGCACCUUUUGGUCCUUGUUCCCUUUUGCACCGCAGUACUGUAAGUAAUUGUCUUGUAAAAAAAAAAAAAAUGUAAAAAAAAUCUGCAAAAUCCCAUCCUAUGUAUACUGUUAGCUCUUCUCCAUCGUAUCCAGUGCUGCAUUAAUUUCAAUAGCAGGAGGGGUUUAGCCAGUUUGAGUGUGAACGUACAAGCUUCAUACAUGCCUGCUUAGACUGAGUGUGAGAUGUACUGUGCCGAUUUGCGUCAUUAAUGGUUAUUGCAGAAAGGAGCCCCUGCUGUGUGUGGAUCAACUGGCUCACCACAGUCAGGCACCGAGGCUUUCUGCAGUUCCACUUCCCUCUGCUCGGAGCGUGUGACCAUUUCGGGUCCUGUUUGGAACCACCUUUUCCAGUUCAUUCAAAUUCAGCUCCUGUUUGCAGAUUCCUCAUCCUUUGGUAUCAAUUUCCAAGGGUGACGGAGUUUGAGGCGUGAUUGCCGUGUCACUGGGCCAUAAAAAAAGAUAGCGUGUGAGACGGAGGUGCGUAGCGAAGCGGGGGCACGAUCUGUGCGUUUCCAGCCACUCUGAAGCUCUCCCAGUUGGCCGCUGUAGAGUUUUAUCCUUACCCAUGAUCAAAAUUACAGCUGAUGAAUACGGAUGUGUGUAUCGUGCACUUGGUGCGAAUUGUGUAGUGUCUCCCCACUGCUGUGCAAUGGGACUGUGGCACCCCCUCAUCAGCAGCCUCUCCAGUACCGUCUGGGUUCGGGGCUCCAACAAUACAGGAAGGCAAUGUUAAAAAGAAGGUGCAGAGGCAGAAAAGGGUGGACGGUCUUAAAUGCAAAUGUGAACUGCUUCGGAGAACACCUGUGCACAUCUGUAUAUUUUUUUCCUGAGAUUUUGUUUUUAAUAAAACUUUUUCUUUCCAGAUGAUUUUGUUCAAGGUGCUGGGAAUCCUAUCUUUUUUCAGGGUUGAUUUUGUCACAUUUUUUUCCAUUGCUGUAAUUUACAUUUUUUUGUGUCACAAACUGCACAAUUGGUGUGGCCAGGGUGGGACAAUGUAUUGUUUUUUUGUGAGGAAAAUAAUUCAAUGAUAGUAAUAAACAAAUGGCAUUAAAACGAAA
This is a messenger RNA of Paramormyrops kingsleyae, 6530 nucleotides long. It is a transcript of the gene mark2b, whose product is annotated as MAP/microtubule affinity-regulating kinase 2b. Gene Ontology annotation, molecular function: tau-protein kinase activity; ATP binding. Gene Ontology annotation, biological process: intracellular signal transduction; microtubule cytoskeleton organization; protein phosphorylation. Lineage: Eukaryota; Metazoa; Chordata; Actinopteri; Osteoglossiformes; Mormyridae. Gene Ontology annotation, cellular component: cytoplasm. The record is from RefSeq and is a predicted model, not a curated record.